Molecule: messenger RNA, 2519 nt
Organism: Girardinichthys multiradiatus
Lineage: Eukaryota; Metazoa; Chordata; Actinopteri; Cyprinodontiformes; Goodeidae
Exons: 7
Coding region: 1578-2411 (277 amino acids)
Molecular function (GO): protein dimerization activity
Source: RefSeq, a predicted model, not a curated record
UCUUUGAUACUGUUGCUGGGGAGACAUCCACAGACAGAAUGAUUGUGUAUGUGUACUGCACAUAGCUGUCAAGUCUCCCGUUUUGGCCGGGAAACUACCGUAUUUUAACCUCUUUCCCGCCGUCCUCCCGUAUUAGUAUUCUCCCGUAAAUCUCCCGUAUUACUAUAUAAUAAUAACAAAACAUUCCUCUGCUUCUUUCUCUGAAUUCUGUCACUAGCCUCGCGAGAACUGCCACCUGCAGUAGCCUGGGUGGCAGUUGUCGCAAUAUUAGUGCCGACGGCGGGAACAAACCUGGAACAACAAAGGAGAGAAAUGGAUAGAUGUGACGAAAGAGAAGGCAUUCCGGCCAGAAAAAGAAAGACAUCGUGCAAAUAUCUUGAAAAAUGGGACAGCGAAUUUUCUUUUCUAAAGAAGAGCAGGAUGGGGCACAGUCACGCGUUCUGUAAGAUUUGUAACUGCGAUUUUAGUGUCUCCCACGGGGGAAGGAACGACAUCAGUCAGCAUGAAAAAUCGACCAAGCACAAGCGCUGGCUAGAGGCACAGAAACAUGCCCAGGCGAUGUCAACAUUUGUGACUAGAAAUACCACCGAGGCAGACCAGGUCAUAAAUGCAGAGGUUAAAAUGGCAAUGCUGUGUGCCAAAAACAAUGUUGCUUUCAACUUCUGUGAUGACUUCAAUAAGUGUGUAGCUGAAAUGUUCCCGGACUCUGCUAUCGCACGGAAAUUCUCGGCGGAAAAAACCAAGGCUACCCAACUCAUCAAAGGUAAGCUGAGUCAAAUUAAGUAUGAGUAUUGUGUAUGCAUAUGCCUACUUAAUAAUGUCCCUUAUGCAUAUUUGUAGGGUAAUGAUUAGGUAAUUUUAAUUACUGGGCUCUCUCAACAGGUGCCAUAGCAACAGAGCUAGAUGACGAGUUGGCCAAAACAUGCCGAUCUCAGCCAUUUUCUGUGAUGUGCGACGAAUCGAACAACAGAAAAGGAAAUAAAGAAUUUGUCAUCCUAACUAGACUCUACGAUGAGGCCACUCUGCAGGUCGUUACAAGAUUCAUGGAGAUGUCUGUAUGCAACGUGGGAAAUGCAGAAAAUCUGUAUGAAAAACUGAGUGAAGCACUAAGAAAAAGGGGCAUCCCAUGGGAGAACCUGAUAGCCUUUAACUCUGAUAAUGCGAGCGUCAUGAAAGGCAGACACAACUCUGUUAUCAGCAGACUGAAACAGAGCCAGCCCCACGUCCAGGACCUCGGCUGCAUCUGCCACCUGGCGCAGCUGGCCACUGGCUGUUGCAUCAGAGCAGCCCAGGUACCGGUGGAAGACAUCCUGGUGGGGAUAUACACCCACUUUGAUAAAAGUGCAAAAAGAUGUGAACUGUACAAAGGGUUUGUAGAUUUCACUGAUUAAGACCACCUGAAGCUCCUCGGGUACUGCAGCACCAGAUGGCUGAGUCUGCUAACCUGCAUCCAGAGAGUGUUGAACCAGUGGGAUGCACUGCAGGCCUACUUUAACAGUCAUGAGGAGGUGGAGAGGAGUGCCAAAGUGCGCGAUCUAGCAAGCCAUCUGCGUGAUCCAAUCGUGAAGGCUUACUUCAUGUUCCUGAGUGCUGCCCUUAAGCCUUUAUAUGAAUUUAAUAUUGUCUUCCAGUCAGAGGCCGUGCAGAUUCACAGACUUGAAGGGGAGAUGUGUAGGCUGAUCAAGAGGAACCUGGUGUUCCUCAUACCAGCCAGGGCCAUCAUGGGUGUACCUCUCAAGGAGGUGGAGUAUGGAGAAGGACAUCAGUUGGCUGACGAAGAGCUCUUUAUAGGAGCAGAAACAAAGGCAUUCAUGGCAAGGAAAGAGCUCCCUGUGUCAGCGGAGAAGAAAAUCUUUCAAUCUGUGAGAAGAUUCUAUGAAGCAGUGCUUCAGAAGAUGUUCUCCUCCUUUCCUCUUGACCAUCCACUCCUGAAGGACAUGAAAGUGCUGGACCCUGCUGCUCGCCUUGACAUUACUCCAGGGACAGUGGCAAGGCUAGGGGCCCUUUUCCCUCAGUUGAGCUUGAGUGAGGAUAGGCUGAGAGAGGAACUCAUUGACUACCAGGUGACAGAUAGCAAGCAUCUCCCACAUGAAGACAAAACUGACAGAUUCUGGGGACUGGUAGGGAAAGAUGUGAGGUUCAGUGAGCUGCCAAGAUUAAUGAAGGCUUUACUAUGCAUUCUCCACAGCACUGCCAGUUCUGAAAGAGUGUUCAGUAUGGUAAGAAAGAUUGUUACAGAGAAUAGGAUGUCAUUAGACAACAGCACGGUUUGUGCUUUACUGUCAUGUAAAAUCAACCACUCUGGCCCAGGCCACAAAUACACUCCAUCCAAACGAGUCUUAAAGGAUGCAAAGGCUGCAACAAAUCUGUAUAAUAAGUCUUUAGUGAAUGCCAGAGAGCCACCUGAGUGAACAUGAGAAAUUUAAAUAAAAUGUGUAAUGAAGACAAAAUGUAAAUGUUUAACCUAUAAACAAGCAAUGUAUAUAUAAACUGAAAAUGUGUUAAAUAAAUAAAUGUGC